Diachasmimorpha longicaudata is the source of this 3006-nucleotide messenger RNA. RefSeq lists its product as uncharacterized. NCBI's taxonomy places the organism in Eukaryota, Metazoa, Arthropoda, Insecta, Hymenoptera, Braconidae. The transcript is spliced from 8 exons. Bases 485 to 2176 code for a protein of 563 amino acids. The record is from RefSeq and is a predicted model, not a curated record.
UAGGAAGUGGAGGAGGACGUGUUAGAGUCAUCGAGAGAAAACCAAAGUAGACAGAUUAUUGUCUAGAGAAUAAUCGUAAUAAUUGACAAAUAUAAAUUGAACUAUUCUCAUGGUAAUUUGAUUGAGUUGAUUGAUUUAUUGAUCGAUAGGUGAAUUUGAUGUGAUAAAGUGGGGACGUGGGGGCGGAAUGAAGGGAGAAUUUUAAAUAUUUUGGGGGAUUUUUUGAUUGUGAAGUGAAUUGACGUUUGUUGAAGUACUUUAAGGUUUGCUGAGAGGCGGUUAAUUAGGGGAGCGUGAGAAUUGGGUAUUUGAGGUUUAUCGUGAGAGGAGGGAGGUAAAUUUGGAGGAGGGAGAGGGACUGAUCACGUCAGUGGCCGGGAUGCGGCACGAGGAGCCUCUGAGCUCCAGAUAACACGUGGCGAUUCCACACACUCCAAUCUCAGAAGGUUAACGCGUUUCAGCGUGAGAGGCUGAGACCACGAGAAUGCCAGGGGUGUGGAAGCUGCUACGCAUCAUCAUCUACAUGGUGGUCGGGAUGGACUACGUCAUUGGUAGCGGCGACAUAUGGCCGCUAGAGAGGCCAGAGGGUAUGCCAGCCAUUCAAUCUCUGGAAGUGAUGUGCGGCAAGGACCACAUGGACGUACAUUUGUCAUUCUCACAACCAUUCGAGGGUAUCGUGUCGUCCAAGGGACAACAUGCCGACCCACGAUGCGUUUACGUACCACCAUCCACGGGACAAACAUUCUUCUCAUUCCGAAUAGCAUAUGCGAGAUGCGGAACGAAGCCAGACAUGCACGGCCAGUUUUACGAGAAUACUGUGGUCGUUCAAUACGACAAGGAUCUCCUGGAGGUUUGGGACGAGGCCAAAAGGCUGAGAUGCGAAUGGUUCAAUGACUACGAGAAAACCGCAUCAAAGCCACCAAUGGUCAUAGCCGAUCUCGACGUUAUCCAGCUUGAUUUCCGAGGUGACAAUGUUGAUUGCUGGAUGGAAAUUCAACAUGGAAAGGGCCCGUGGGCCCCGCCGGUCUCUGGAAUUGUACCUCUUGGCUCGACUCUCACGCUCGUUGUUGCGAUCAAUGAUUACAGAGGCGAGUUCGAUAUGCGUGUGAAAUCAUGUGUGGCAUCUGACGGCGGUGGACACACGAUACAGCUCAGCGAUGAACUUGGUUGCGUGCUGAGGCCGAAGAUGAUAAGUCGAUUCUUGAAAGCGCGUGGCUCUGACGAUCGGGCGACUGUCAUCACUUACGCUUUCUUCCACGCCUUCAAGUUCCCGGACGCCCUCAGUGUCCACAUCAAGUGUAAGGUUGAGAUAUGCCGACACGGAUGUUCAGAUCACUGUCAACUGAACGGUGCUCCCGGCCAUUAUAUUCAAGACCGCAAGGAUCAUCCGUCCCGACCGCUGUACACACAGACAACUCAAACAACCACCGUUCACGAGGAAGACGGAUCGCUUUACGAUGAUAUUAUACAGAAUGGGGAUGAGAUGGCAUCGAUUGGUGGUCAAUUUCUCGGUGUUGAAAAGUCAGCGCCUAAGGCACAGGCACAAAUGGCAAAUCGUAACUCUGAUAAUGGGCCUGUCAAUGAUAUGCAAAAAGAUGGUAGACCCGAGGAGCCGAAAAUUACACAUCCGUUCUUGGACCCACCACGAGUGACGUCCUACCGAGACGAAGACCAAUUUCCCCACGGGCCCCGUAAUCUGGAAGGAAGUGACACAACAAUUGAUCCCCUGAAAUCAAACGGCAGUUCCAGAAAGCGUCGUUCACUCAAAAUAUCAGAUCGCAAGGCACGUUCAGCAGACGUUGGUGUCAGUGGUAUCUACGAGGUCAUAUCCGAGGCCGACUUGGCAUUCAGUCCAGACACUCACGCAGAAGCUGUCACUGUAUUUCAGGGUAGAAUACGAGAAGAAGUUGUGUAUGGAAUUUGCCUGCCAAUGCCAAGUUUCAGUGCUCUAUUCAUCAUAGUUGCACUAUCAGCAGUUAUAUCUGCACUUGUUGCUGGUGCUAUGUUGCACCGACUUCAGGUACAACGUGAAGCGGCUGACAAUCAGAAGAAUCAGGUCGCCGUUGCUAAUCGCGGAUGGUUGCCAUACGGUCUUCUGCGAGUCAGAUGUACACAACGAGAACAGAGAAUUCCGAAGACACAAGUCAGUCCUGGAAAUUCAAUCGAACACGGCUGAAUGCAGUGGUGAUGAUGAUGACAAGUGGCUCAAGGUUGUCCUGGAUCAUUUCAGUGGCGACGUGGUAAAACGAGAUGAGUCCCUGACUACUUUCCAGUUUUUCAUGUCUAUCUCGAAAUCUACGAAAGAUAGCAAAAUUUUCAAUGAGACCUUUUUUGUAGAGCAAAUCAAGAGCUACAAUAAAUGCCAUGACAAGAAAUCCGCUAUCUCGCUUAGAUUCGGAGAUAUCGCACGAAACCUCGACUCAGAAAUAAGUCAACUUAUCUUGUCUUGCUACUUCGCUGGAUUUCUCAUCUAAUUUUGGUAUCGAGCACUUCAAUCGUUGGUUUCCUGGGCACCUCCUUCGGGCGUAAAUUGUUUAUUGUGUGUUCUAUCGAUGUUACACUCAAUAAUUAACAAAGACAAUGUGCAAUAUAGUGUACAAAGUAUUCUAAGUGUUUUCUAAAGAGUUUUUCAGAAGAGAUUCAUCAACGAGGAUUCAAUUUUCACGCAUCAAUCUCCUGUCUUGAGAUUCUCAUACUUUUUUACUCUGGUUAAGGAAUGAAUUUGGGAAGUGGAAUUUUAAUGAUGAACAUUCUCAUCGUAUGUUUGAACAUUUAUCCUUUCCUUAUUCUGUGGAAUUAAAUCAUUACAUUACAUUUACGAUUUUCCGGGACUCGAGUCUCAGCUACGGUGCUUCGAAUUCCCAUUCAUUUAUUUCAAUGAAAUCAUUAUACCAUAAUUUUUGUUAUUAUUUUACUUGGGAUUAUUCCAUUAUUUGUGAAUUAUUAUUAUAAUUAUCAUACAAUGAUUCGUUUAUAAAUUAUAUUAUAUAUAAUAAAUGAAAUCAA